Molecule: messenger RNA, 327 nt
Organism: Notodromas monacha
Lineage: Eukaryota; Metazoa; Arthropoda; Ostracoda; Podocopida; Cyprididae
Source: the annotation of a GenBank genome assembly
AUGGGGAGGAGUUCUGGAGAAAAAGUAGAUGCUGGAGGAAGUUUCGGAUGGUCCCAACAGUCCCCAGUAAUGCUUCCACCUUCAUCAAACCAAGACCCCUGGGAUGAACCACCUCAAAACCUAGUGGGCUACAUUCCAAGGGUUGUCAGACCUGCUUCUCCAGGAAUUCCUUUGACAUAUUCUUAUGGAGGAGCAGCACCCAUGAGCGGGGUUGUGUACUCCAAGGAUGCCCAAAAAUUUAGGCACGAAGGAGCUGAUGACGAUGAAUUCGACGAUAAUGCAGCUGCUGACAACUAUGGACUUUUGGAAAGAUCAGCUUCAGAAAAG